Molecule: messenger RNA, 398 nt
Organism: Chaetomium strumarium
Lineage: Eukaryota; Fungi; Ascomycota; Sordariomycetes; Sordariales; Chaetomiaceae
Exons: 2
Coding region: 1-330 (109 amino acids)
Molecular function (GO): protein binding
Source: RefSeq, a predicted model, not a curated record
AUGGCGAACAUCCUCCGAGCCAACCUCAUCAAAAUCCAAUCCGUCCUCAGGGGCAGCGGCGCGCGGCCGCUGACUCGCCAACCGCGCGCCACCAAUGCCAGAUCCAUUAUGUACAAGAAGGAUAAGGCAGAUGGUACUUCCUCGACGCUAACAAUGACUCCCCAAACAUGGGCUGCACUUGGGGGCCUCUUGGCCGUCGCCGUUGGCUACGGAUACAUGAUGUCCCAUCCGGACAAGGUCAUCAGGAGCGAGUCGAGCCCGGCUUCUACCACCGAGGUGAACUCCGGUGAUGCCACUCGUAAGACGCCGGAGUACUUGAAAGGGAAGUAGGGCGCGGCGGCAGGAGUUGGCGAGCACUCGGUGAGGAUGAGGAUUACUUGGUUCUGGUUCAAAAGGAG